Molecule: messenger RNA, 1146 nt
Organism: Gossypium arboreum
Lineage: Eukaryota; Viridiplantae; Streptophyta; Magnoliopsida; Malvales; Malvaceae
Exons: 4
Coding region: 1-1146 (381 amino acids)
Source: RefSeq, a predicted model, not a curated record
AUGGUGGCAACUGAGUAUGAGCGCUGUGUCCUUUUUGAGGACGACUUUAGGAAUAACUUGAUGGUCCUGAUAGCUCCGCAGAGGGAGCAUGAGUUUGUUUUGUUGGUCGAGAAGACUAAGAUUGCGGAGGAGGUUAAACGCGGUGAGCGCCAGAACCAUGAUAGAGGGAAGGCUAAGAGGGAUACAGAGCCUUCAAAUGUUGGGAUGAGGCCCACGAAAAAGGCCAGAUCUGAUGAGCUCGUAAGAGUUGGGCCUACUGUUGCACCUGCUGGGUUGGCGAUUUGCAAGCUUUGUAAUAGACGCCAUCCGACCGAGUGUUGGAGGUCUAUUGGAGCUUGUCUUAGAUGUGGGUCUUCUGAGCAUCGUAUUAAGGGCUGUCCAUUGAGGACUAAUCAGAUGCAAGCUCCGGGUACUGAGACUGCACAGCCACCUAGGGGUCGAGAUAUAGGCUCUACAUAUUCUUACGUAGCUAGUACAGUGUCUAAUACCUUGGGGUUAUCAUUUGAGAGCACUUCUAGUAAGAUAACAGUGGUGAGUCCGUUGGGGCAGUUGCUGGUUGAACACCGAGUGAGUCUAGAUUGCGCUGAAAAGAAGAUUGUUCUGAGAACCAAGAAGGAUAUCGAGGUAGUCAUGAUUGAGGAACGACGGGAUUAUCUAACCAAUGUGAUAUCUGCUUUGGUGGCAGAAAAGUUAGUAAAGAAGGGGUGCAAGGCGUACUUGGCGUAUAUUAGUGUUGCUGAUUCUGAGGACUCUUCAGUUAAGAACAUCCGAACGGUGAGGGAAUUUCCAGAUGUUUUUCCAAAGGAACUAUCGCGAUUACCUCUGAAUCGUAAGGUAGAAUUCAGGAUUGAGUUGUUUCCAGGCACAGCUCUGGUGUCUAUCGCCCCUUACCGAAUGGCACCGAAGGAGUUGACGGAACUUAAGCUCAAAUUUAGGAGCUAUUGGAUCGCACCUGUUCUGAUUCAGCCUGAACCGGGUAAGGACUUCGUGGUAUACAGUGAUACGUCCCAUGUGGGUCUGGGUUGUGUGCUGAUACAGGAUGGCAAGGUUGUUGCGUAUGCGUCUUGUCAGCUCAAGAUUCACCAGACAAAUUAUCCAACGCACGAUUUGGAACUAGCUGCAGUGGUCUUUGCUCUUAAGAUCUAG